GCGCCCUCUUUUAUUCUGGGCAAUAUGGCGUCGGGGGAAAAUUCCCAGAAGCAAAAUGUCAUGCGAGACCUCCGUAUCCGUAAGCUGUGCUUAAACAUCUGUGUUGGUGAAAGUGGUGAUCGUCUGACAAGAGCUGCAAAGGUUCUUGAACAGCUGACUGGGCAGCAGCCAGUUUAUUCUAAAGCCCGCUACACUGUGCGUUCAUUUGGCAUUCGUCGUAAUGAGAAGAUUGCUGUACACUGCACUGUGCGAGGUGCCAAAGCUGAAGAAAUCCUAGAGAAGGGUUUGAAG
Pocillopora damicornis (cauliflower coral) is the source of this 291-nucleotide messenger RNA. Its product is annotated as large ribosomal subunit protein uL5. Gene Ontology annotation, molecular function: structural constituent of ribosome. Gene Ontology annotation, biological process: translation. Gene Ontology annotation, cellular component: ribosome. The record is from RefSeq and is a predicted model, not a curated record. Lineage: Eukaryota; Metazoa; Cnidaria; Anthozoa; Scleractinia; Pocilloporidae.